Knipowitschia caucasica is the source of this 243-nucleotide messenger RNA. NCBI's taxonomy places the organism in Eukaryota, Metazoa, Chordata, Actinopteri, Gobiiformes, Gobiidae. The record is from the annotation of a GenBank genome assembly.
AUGUCCGUAUUCCGCACUAAUAAACAAGUGACGCUCCUUCACCACGGGAAAAGUCAAAUACUUCGUCUUUUUGCAUUUGGGUCUAGGUUCAAGCCUAUUAGAGUCAGACGUCUUGGAAGAUGGAAAAGGGAUAUGCACCGGCUGAAUCUGCACCUCCAUAUCCAGGGCCACCCUUGCACUAUCCAGGUCAUGAACAGCCAGCGAUCAGUGAACUCCUCUGGGGCUUUGCGAUCCUGCAGUUGA